AUGCCUGAAGUAUAUGCUGCACACCAGGAUUACGCAUUCCCUAGGAACUUCAAGGGAUAUGGAGAGAAGGGCUUGGAGGGUUUAAAGUGGCCCAACAAUGCCAAAAUUGCAGUCUCGUUCGUUAUCAACUACGAAGAGGGAGGCGAGCGAUCAGUGCUGCAUGGAGAUGGCCGUUCAGAGACAUCUCUCCGCGAGUAUCCCGCAGAGCCGGAUAUCAAUGAGCGCAAUUAUAGUGCCGAGUCUGAGUUCGAAUAUGGCUCUCGCCGUGGAUGGUGGCGCAUGUUCAAACUGUUCAACGACUACAAGAUGAAGUUCACACUUUAUGCUGUUGGCUCCGCUUGCGAAGAACAGCCCGAAGUUGUGACUCGAUGUGUUGAAGAAGGUCACGAUAUUGCAUCUCAUGCGUACAGAUGGAUCGACCACAAGAACCUGUCUGUCGAAGCUGAGAAGCAGCACAUUCGAAACGGCAUUACUGCUCUGAAGAAGCUCGCUGGGUACGCUCCCAAAGGAUGGUACUAUGGCCGUCCAUCACCACAAAGUAGAGCACUCAUUCCUCUUGUGUACGAGGAAAUGGGCGAGGAGCUUCUAUGGGCCAGCGAUACCUAUGCCGACGAUAUUCCUUACUGGACUGAUCUUCCUCAGGAGCGCAACAGUGAGAGUCCUAAGGGCUGUCUGAUGCUCCCCUACAGCUACGACUGCAACGACUUCAAGUUCCUCACUGCAGCCACUGGCUUCCGUGAUCCUAAUGGCUUUUAUACUCACAUCAAGAAUGCGUUCGACGUGCUCUACGAGGAAGGAGAAGCAGGUGAGCCGAAGAUGAUGACUAUUGGCCUGCAUUGCCGCAUCAUCGGAAGACCCGGCCGUUUCAAGGCUCUGCAAGAUUUUGUGAAGUACAUCUCUGAGAAGGAAGGCGUGUGGGUUGCGACCAGGACGGAGAUUGCUGAAUCUUUUAGGGAGCAAUUCCCUUACAAGAAGGGCCAGCUAGCGUAA
Molecule: messenger RNA, 990 nt
Organism: Aureobasidium melanogenum CBS 110374
Lineage: Eukaryota; Fungi; Ascomycota; Dothideomycetes; Dothideales; Saccotheciaceae
Product: chitin deacetylase 1
Exons: 2
Coding region: 1-990 (329 amino acids)
Biological process (GO): carbohydrate metabolic process
Molecular function (GO): hydrolase activity, acting on carbon-nitrogen (but not peptide) bonds
Source: RefSeq, a predicted model, not a curated record